ACUGCUGCCUGAGGUACAAAGGAAGUACUGCACGAAGUCAUGGAUCAUCAUUAAUCCUGUCGUCCUCAACAACCCCAACAGCCACGGCCGCCAUCUCGUAAUUCCGGAUCCGACGCGUUACUUCAUUACGGAGUACUAUCACAUGAUCAGCCAAGCCACGCUCCAGUCCAACCAUGUCGUCAUGCCCCCCGGUCUCGAUCUUCCUUAGGUAACAUGCCACUGCAACCGACUACAAGUACCUUAAGGCUGCCAGCCUACCACCGACGUAGCUACGUACCUUACUCUUAACUUCCAUCUUCAAACUCAACUCACCACCCUUCUACCAUCCAACUACCACCUACCCCUCAUCCAUCACCACCACCACCACCCUCACCAUGCUCCGCCAAUCCAUCACCAGACCCGUCACCACUGCCAACCGACUCCUCCUCACCCGGUCCUUCUCAGCUCUCACUCCCAGAAUGGGUGCUGGCGAUACCGGCGCUCCCCGGGCCGGAGGCGCUGCUCAAUCCGAUUCCUUCACCAAGCGCGAAGCCGCCCAGGAGAACCUCUACGUCCACGAGAAGGAGCUCCAGAAACUCCGCGCGCUAAAAGCCAAGGUCGCCGAGCAGCGCAAGCACCUGGACGAGCUGGACAAGCACAUUGAGGACUUCACCAAGAACCAGGGCGGGGAGCAGAACUAAUUUGAAUUGUCUACCUGUCUACGACGUGACCUUUUUAUCUACGCUUGAGCGUAUCCGAUCUGAUAUGAUUCCAAUCCAAUCCAA
Aspergillus heteromorphus CBS 117.55 is the source of this 764-nucleotide messenger RNA. RefSeq lists its product as uncharacterized. Gene Ontology annotation, biological process: negative regulation of ATP-dependent activity. The record is from RefSeq and is a predicted model, not a curated record. The coding region runs from base 375 to 680 and encodes 101 amino acids. Gene Ontology annotation, cellular component: mitochondrion. The transcript has 5 exons. Lineage: Eukaryota; Fungi; Ascomycota; Eurotiomycetes; Eurotiales; Aspergillaceae. Gene Ontology annotation, molecular function: ATPase inhibitor activity.